This is a messenger RNA of Trachemys scripta elegans, 2979 nucleotides long. It is a transcript of the gene ARHGEF26, whose product is annotated as Rho guanine nucleotide exchange factor 26. Gene Ontology annotation, molecular function: guanyl-nucleotide exchange factor activity; protein binding. The coding region runs from base 150 to 2822 and encodes 890 amino acids. The record is from RefSeq and is a predicted model, not a curated record. The transcript is spliced from 15 exons. Gene Ontology annotation, biological process: activation of GTPase activity. NCBI's taxonomy places the organism in Eukaryota, Metazoa, Chordata, Testudines, Emydidae.
CGGAGCGCGGCGGGGGCGGGAGCUGGCGCUGCCCGUGUACCCCAGUCCCUGGCAGAGGCGGGCAGCGAGCGGCAGGUGGGGACGGGAGCGGCUGGCCGGCCGGCCCCCCCGGGCGAGAGGCGCUUUCCCGCCUGCGGCCGCUCGCGGCGAUGCGUGCGGGGACUGAGCCUUUGCAGGAUUUGUUGCUUCCUUCUUGCACUAGUGGUGACCCUAAGGAAUUUGCUAUGGAUGGGGAAAGUGAAGUGGAUUUUUCUAAUAACAACAUAACGCCACGGUGGUGGAGGAGAUCAACCCCUCAGCUACACACCAAGAGCAAACCUAGACCCCAAUCUUACCAGAGCCCCAAUGGGGUCCUCUUUACAGAUUUCCCUGUGGAAGACAGGGCUACAUUCACUGUGACUCAGCCUGCUGAAACAAUAGUUACUUCUCCAGUCAACAGAUUAGUCCAAAGGAGCCCCUCCUCUUUUAAAUCCAGCAUGGGAUCUGUGCCAAAUGGAAAAAUAGGGUCUCCAGAGUAUAAAGCUGUAUCCCCCCAACUUUCUUCCGACCAGGCAUCUCAGGUCCUGAAAUUGGUUUCAGAUAACUUGAUAAGUUUUGGUGGUACAGUAACAUCAGCAGAUGACACACUGCUUCAUCCAGUGUUGAUUUCCAGUCAAUCAGCACUUAUCCCAGAACAUGAACAGACUGCUUUUAUGCCAACUCCUGGGUCCUUACCUGGAAAUAUGCCUUCACUGAAUAACAACAGAAUGGCUGUUUUGCAGUUACAAUCCAACCAGCUUUCUAAAAACCCAGAAAAGGCACUUGUGGGGCCCUCAUUGGUUUCCCAGACGGCUCCCUCACAGCAAAACUUAACUCUCCACAGACUGACAUCUAAUCAGAACCAGCUCCCAGAAAAACAGUCAAUAGUUCUGAGUACAAAUAGUCCUGCUGCGCUCAAAGUGGGGAAACAACAGAUCAUUCCUAGGAGUUUAGCUUCUGAGAUAAAAGUGACAAACAAAACCAGCAACCAAAAUGUGGAGACAAACAAAAGGGUCCUCAAGGUCCGUAGCAUGUUGGAGAUGCUUAAUAUGCCUUUGGUAGCUGAUGGUGAUGAAGAGACAGAAGGUGACCUGGAUAGCCCAGGGGCAUUGAGAAGAGGAUUGAGGUCUACUUCUUAUCGAAGAGCAGUAGUGAGUGGCAUUGACUCUGACAGUUCUACAAAUUUUAAGAAAAAAAAUAGAAUGUCCCAGCCAAUACUCAAAGCUGUUGUGGAGGACAAGGAGAAAUUUUCUAGUUUAGGAAGAAUAAAGAAGAAAGCACUGAAAGUACAAGGGACAUUUGAUGGGGAAGAAACUGCAGUUUUGUAUCAGAACUACAAAGAAAAAGCUCUGGACAUAGAUUCUGAUGAAGAUUCUGAGUCCAAAGAACAAAAAUCAGAGGAAAGGAUAGUUAUUCAAUAUAAGCCUCUGAGAUCAACAUGGAGUCAGCUAUCAGUGGUGAAAAAGAAUGGACUGUCUCAGACGAUCAGUCAGGAGGAAAGAAAGAGGCAAGAGGCUAUAUUUGAAGUAAUAUCAUCUGAACAUUCAUACUUGCUGAGCUUGGAGAUUCUGAUCCGGAUGUUUAAAAAUUCCAAAGAACUGAGUUUAACAAUGACCAAAACAGAAAACCACCAUCUUUUCUCCAAUAUUGCUGAUGUCUGUGAAGCGAGCAAAAAGUUCUUUAAAGAACUUGAAGCAAGGCAUCAGAACAACAUCUUCAUAGAGGAUAUUAGUGAUAUUGUUGAAAAGCAUACUGCAUCAACAUUUGAUCCAUACGUGAAAUAUUGUACUAAUGAAGUCUACCAACAGCGAACACUCCAGAAACUAUUAGCUACAAAUCCAGCCUUCAAGGAAGUGCUGUCACGGAUUGAGUCCCAUGAAGACUGCAGGAAUUUACCUAUGAUCUCUUUCCUCAUUCUUCCAAUGCAGAGGGUUACACGCCUUCCAUUGCUGAUGGAUACCAUCUGUCAGAAAACUCCUAAAGAGUCACCAAAAUAUGAGAUCUGCAAACGAGCCUUAAAAGAAGUGAGCAAGUUGGUCCGUUUAUGCAAUGAAGGGGCUCGAAAAAUGGAAAGGACAGAAAUGAUGUACACAAUUAACAACCAGCUGGAAUUUAGAAUCAAGCCAUUUCCACUGGUCUCCUCGUCCCGGUGGUUAGUGAAAAGGGGUGAAUUAACAGCAUACGUGGAAGACACUGGACUCUUCUCUAAAAGGACCAGUAAGCAGCAAGUAUACUUCUUCCUCUUCAAUGAUGUCCUCAUUAUCACAAAGAAGAAGAGUGAGGAGAGCUACAAUGUCACAGAUUAUUCCUUGAGGGACCAGCUGUUGGUUGAACAAUGUGACAGUGAGGAGCUGAAUUCCUCACCCGUAAAGAACAGUUCCACUAUGCUGUACUCUCGGCAGAGCUCUACAAGUCACCUCUUCAGAUUAACUGUCCUUAGCAACCACGCAGGAGAGAAGGUGGAGAUGCUACUGGGGACUGAGACUCAGAGUGAAAGAGCUCGCUGGAUUACUGCACUUGGACAGAACAGUGACAGACGGAAUGCAGACAGGACAACACUGACACAGGUAGAGAUUGUCAGAACUUACUCUGCAAAGCAGUCAGAUGAACUAUCCCUUCAGGUUGCUGAUGUGGUUCUGGUUUAUCAAAAAGUGAAUGAUGGUUGGUAUGAAGGUGAACGAUUGCGGGAUGGUGAGAGAGGCUGGUUUCCAAUGGAGUGUGCCAAGGAAAUCACAUGUCAAGCCACAAUUGACAAGAACAUGGAACGGAUGGGACGUUUGCUUGGACUUGAAACAAAUGUAUAGAGUCCCUAAAAUCUAUUUUUUCUUUGCUUCAGGAUUUGCACUAAGGGCCCUCAGUGGUGGCUUGAUUUUGUGCUUAUUGUCCCACUAUAGCUGUAGCGUGGGAGCUGUGAAUCAGAGAUUUGUAAAAUCAGUGAUGCGAGGAAAGGCGGGGGGGGGG